UUUUUUUUUUUUUUUUUACCAUAUAUCAGUGAUUUUAUUUUUAAAACUUUGCUUUGCGUCGUGUGGGAUCUUCCAAGCUCCAACUCCCUCCGUCCUUCCGUCCGUCAGAAUCUCCUCCGUCCAAAAAAUCUCCACCACGCCGCGGCAUUCAUUUUCCGAUCUUCGUGCUUGUGCUUUCCAUCCAUCCUCCGGCGUCUCUCGCGCCCCUAAACCUUCCCUCUCCGGCUCCACACCCUUUGCAGUUAAAUCGUCGGGUUCGGGAAAGUUUCCGCCGAUGCUGAAAUUGAAGAGGUUUUUUUGCCAAUUCGGACUCCUGAACUAGGAUUCAUCGCGCCAGCACCGGCCGCGGCCGGGGUUUCAGCUUUUUUUAGCCAUGACAAAUCAGGUCACCUGAGACUUUCGACGGUGAUCUCGCAGUGAAGGAAGCGACGAUCUGCCUCCGUCCGAGCUUCAAAUUCUGCGAGACUCCAAACUAAAGAGAAUAAACACAGAAGGGAAAACUGCUCUCAACUAGUGUCACUUGUAGGCGAGGCGAGGCGAGGCGAUUCCGGAGGGAUAGGAAAACAGAAGCAAGAAUAAUGUCCAAGGUGAUCUAUGAAGGGUGGAUGGUGCGGUAUGGGAGGAGGAAGAUCGGGCGAUCCUUCAUUCAUAUGAGAUAUUUCGUGCUCGAGCCGAGGGUUCUUGCUUACUACAAGAAAAAGCCGCAGGAUAAUCAGGUACCAAUCAAGACCCUUUUGAUCGACGGCAAUUGUAGGGUGGAGGACCGAGGCUUGAAGACUCAUCAUGGCCUUAUGGUUUAUGUGCUAUCUGUCUACAACCAGAAGGAGAAAUAUCACAGGAUCACGAUGGCAGCGUUUAACAUCCAGGAAGCACUGAUCUGGAAGGAAAAAAUUCAGUUUGUAAUUGAUCAGCAUCAGGAGUCCCAGGUGCCAAAUGGUAACAAAUAUGUCUCCUUUGAGUAUAAGUCUGGGAUGGAUAAUGGAAGGGCUGCUUCAUCCUCAGACCAUGAAAGUCAGUUUAGUGCUCAAGAGGAUGAAGAUGACUCUAAUCCGAAUUUGUUGCGGAGGACAACUAUUGGAAAUGGCCCCCCUGAUUCUGUAUUUGACUGGACUAGAGAAAUCGAUUUGGAGUUGACAAACCAGAACGCUAACAAUCAAGCAUUCUCUAGAAAGCAUUGGCGGCUGCUGCAGUGCCAAAAUGGUGACUUCCCGUGCAAAAAUCCCUUGUCUUCGCAUUUUUGAAGAGCUUCUUGAAGUUGAAUACCUUCCAAGGAGCUGUAGUAGAGCAAUGAAGGCUGUUGGUGUUGUUGAAGCUACCUGUGAAGAAAUAUUUGAACAAGUAAUGAGCAUGGAUGGGACACGGUUUGAGUGGGAUUGCAGUUUCCAGUAUGGCAGUUUGGUUGAGGAGGUAGAUGGCCACACAGCAAUACUGUACCAUAGGCUUCAACUGGAUUGGUUUUCAACGGUUGUCUGGCCACGCGACCUUUGUUAUGUACGCUAUUGGCGGCGAAAUGAUGAUGGCAGUUAUGUUGUCUUGUUUCGCUCUAGAGACCAUGAGAAUUGCGGUCCACAACCAGGUUAUGUGCGGGCUCAUGUUGAGAGUGGUGGGUUCAACAUUUCUCCUCUAAAGCCUAGGAAUGGCCGACCUAGAUCGCAGGUUCAGCAUCUUAUACAGAUUGAUUUGAAAGGAUGGGGCGUGGGUUAUAUUUCCUCUUUUCAGCAGCACUGCCUCCUUCAGAUGCUGAAUAGUGUUGCUGGACUGCGUGAAUGGUUUGCCCAAACAGACGAAAGAGGUGCUCCACCAAGAAUACCUGUUAUGGUCAAUAUGGCCUCUGCUUCCGUUUCUUCUAAGAAGAGUCUAAAGUUGCAAGAUUCUUCUGCUCAUCAUCACUCUGCUUCUCUUGAUCAAAUAAAUACGGCUGGGAGAAACUCAGCCAUGUUGGAUGAAUACUCUGAUGACGAUGAGGAAUUUCAAAUUGCUGAAGAUGAGCAGGAGGCUUACCUAAUAAAUCAGGCGAAUGAUGUGAAGAAAACAGCUUUAGAAGAAGAACCUGGAGAUAAGAUUGACCUAUCCUGGUUUGUGGGUAAUUUACGUUAUGAUGAGCGAGAAAAGGCCCGUGAUUGCUGGAAAGUUUCUGAUGGGAACAACUUCAGAGUCCGCAGCAAAAACUUUUGUUUUGACAAAACUAAGAUCCCAGCAGGCAAACACUUAAUGGAUCUGGUUGCUGUUGAUUGGUUCAAAGACACCAAAAGAAUGGAUCAUGUCGCAAGGCGUCAAGGAUGUGCAGCCCAAGUUGCUUCGGAGAAAGGACUUUUCACUGUGGUCUUCAAUCUGCAAGUCCCUGGUUCAACUCAUUACAGCAUGGUGUUUUACUUUGUGACAAAAGCAUUAGUACCUGGAUCUCUGUUGCAGCGGUUUGUUGAUGGUGAUGAUGAAUUCCGCAACAGUAGGUUUAAACUUAUUCCGUCAGUUCCCAAGGGCUCAUGGAUUGUACGCCAAAGUGUUGGAAGUACCCCAUGCUUGUUGGGCAAAGCAGUUGACUGCAACUAUAUCCGCGGCCCAAAAUACCUUGAAGUGGAUGUCGAUAUUGGUUCUUCCACUGUUGCUAAUGGAGUACUGGGGCUUGUUGUCGGCGUUAUUACUACCUUGGUGGUUGACAUGGCUUUCCUUGUACAGGCAAACGCUACGGAUGAGUUGCCGGAAAGGUUGAUUGGCGCAGUUCGUGUUUCUCAUAUCGAAUUGUCAUCUGCCAUUGUUCCCAACUUGGAUCCAUCUUAAGAGUGACUCGUCAUCCCUCAUGAUCUGGAAUAUAUUCUUGCAGACCCAUGUAUACUCAUUCUAUCCUCCAACUCGGCUGUCAUGAUUCAAUUUGGUAGGCAGCAGAGAUGGUCCUCAAUUACAUUAAAUACUGUCAAGUGGAACUGAUCUGAGGUUUUUUUUUCUUCUUGGCUAAUCUUGUAGUUUCUGAUAGAAAUUUGCUUUGGAAAGGAAGGAAAUCUAGUCCCAUAGUUAACACCCUGUUUAUAGAAAUGUGUGAAUUGCCUGUUCUUUCAUGUUCAAAUACAACGGCAGCUUGAUUCAUCUUUUGGCUCUAAUAUAUCAAGCUUUUCUCUUCCAUGAUAACAUUUCAUAUUACAUCGAACAAUUCCGCAAAUACAACAAUGAUAGAUUAUGGGAAGGUCAGUAGUCUGGGCUGUAAUCGUCAUCUCCUUGGUCAUCCACAGCUCUGCCUUUGAACGCAUCUUCAGCAUACAGUAUGACUCCAUUGGCCACUGCAUACAAAUCCCUCCACUUCUGUAUGGCAGCCGAAAUCGAGUCAUCAACCACACCAGCAUUCCUGAUCUUCGCCAGCUCGCUGUCGCAGUUCUGGGAGUCAUCCAGAGCAGAAUGCACUUCCAAACUCUUCGUCACGUCCCCCAACCCUCUGGGCGUGAAGAAGAUAGCCGCGUCACUGUAGUCGAAAGCGCACAACUGCAGCGAUGGCUUCAACUUUGGGUUCGCGUCUUUGCUGCUCUGAAUCGCGCUGAACAUUGUGCCCAAUGCCUUCGACUCUUCCUUAGCGGCCUGCAUGACCAGCUCGGCCAGAGCUUGGAUGUCGUCGUAGGCUGAUGCUGCAUCAGGGAUGGAUUGCAGAGUCUCGAUGCACUUUGUCACGUCGAUAUUGCUUUUCCUGCAGACUUCUUCGAUCAAGUUUGUCGCAGCAGCAGCAGGGCUUGGGGCAGGCGCGAAAGCAGGUGCCAUCGCUAUCGAUGAUGACGACAUUGACAACUGUCUAGCGUUCAUUAGCAGUGGAAACUGCAGCAUGAUGAUUGCUGUGAAGAUGGCUUGUGGGAUGAUCAAAGGUGUAAUGGAGAACCCCAUUUUUGCUGUGGUUUUUGCAGCUAGGAAAGGGAUUUGAGAGGGUGUUUUUAUUAUGCAGAUGGUUGAUUGAUUUUCUUUACUGAUUGAAUGUGGCAGGGAGGAGGAAAUCCUCUGUAUAUAUAGGAUGAUGGAUUUAUGGGGAACUUGGAAUCAGUUUUGGAGAAGUUCGUUGUAUCCUUGUUGUAAGGUUAUGUUGUUAAUGCUGGUAAGCUGUGAUUUUGUUUCAACAGGA
Linum tenue is the source of this 4093-nucleotide messenger RNA. NCBI's taxonomy places the organism in Eukaryota, Viridiplantae, Streptophyta, Magnoliopsida, Malpighiales, Linaceae. The record is from the annotation of a GenBank genome assembly.